Astrephomene gubernaculifera is the source of this 952-nucleotide messenger RNA. The record is from the annotation of a GenBank genome assembly. NCBI's taxonomy places the organism in Eukaryota, Viridiplantae, Chlorophyta, Chlorophyceae, Chlamydomonadales, Astrephomenaceae.
UUUGCUAGGGAGAGUCAGUAACAGCAUACCCAUUUCAAAAAUGACGCGCAAGAAGCAUCAACCAACACCUGGCAGGCUAAGCAGUAACACAAGCGGUAACAUGGCCCCUAACACGGCUAGGCGCACGAGCGCAGACGAGUUGAGAGACAAAAUUGGAUACACAUUACUAGCUGUGAGCGUCGGCCUUCUUGGCGUCAACUACUUGCUGCCGAAAGACAGAGACGAUUCCGAUUCUGACAAUCAACGGUUGUAUGGCAGCAUCGCCGUGUUUUGGUGCAUGGUGGUAUACGGCGUCAUCAAGAACCUCAUUUGGGGCAAGCAGUCCGGAAGUCCUGCUGCCGCGAGCACCGGCGCUAGCGGCGGCGCCACCACCAUCACCAGCGCUGCUCCUGCUGCUGCUGCCUUGACACCGCCAGAUGCGUCCAACGACUCCACCAGCACCGCCAACACCGGUGCCAGCCGACGCACCCGGAGAGCCUAGGACGCACGGGAGGCUGCCAUGCUCCCUGGGCCUCGCUCUGAGGCUUAGUCAAGCACCCGCCCACACAGUUAGGGCGAGCUUGUUGGGGGCGGACUGCCUUAUCCCCGUCCAAGUCAUGCUAGGCUUGGGACGGGGGCGGGGAAAGGGGUUAUGGGUGGCAGGAGGGCAGCAACAGGUGUAUUGUGGGUCGUACGGGGGCACAUUGGGGGCCGCCUUGGAGCCUGUCGGGGCGUUGGAGUUAGUUGCGAGACGUGUGGUUAGUUGCGGAGGCAGAGGUGUAUCGGAGGAAUGCGCUGCCAUGUUAAUUUGAUGCACGCGAGUCCCCACAAGGAAGGGACACGACUAGCCCGCCGUUGUAACUAGAGGGCACAGGUGCCAGCGCAAGGGAUCAUCGUGCUGUAUGUAUGCACGGUUGUUUCCAAAUACCGAUACACUACGAAACAAUACAAAGGUCAGCCACCUUGCUUCAUG